AUUUUUCUCCAUUUCAUGCAUAGAAAUGUCAACUCAGCACCGUAACACCUACCCCAGUGACAGAGACAACGAUGAAAAUAAGAUAUCAAUGAAGGGUCCGGGUUUCCAUCUUGAAAUCGAUCCAUCCAGCACGACUAAGAUCUCAUUUUCUGUUCAUAAAAAUGAAGUAGAAAUCGUGCUGAAAAUGAAGGAAGAAAAAGAGGUCUUGGCAGUGGGUGUGCAGCCUCAGGAAGAAAGAAACUUCGGAGUGGGACUGGACACUGCUCCCGACACUUCGGGGUCGGAGACACGCGAUGAAGAAAUGUCCGAGAUAGGACCACUGCGAUCUGAUGAAGGGAGGCAAGUUUCUCCGGGAUUGCCAGAAGAGUGAUCGCGAAUCACAUUCUAUAGUCAUGAUAGUUGGGAGAGAAUUAAGGGGGAGGGGGCAGGAGAGGGGUAGGGUGAAUGGUAAGACAAGAGUCAAUAUUCUGAAAUAGAUGCCUUAAUUACUUUACUAUAAUCUUCCUAUGCUGCGUUUGACCAUUUUAAAAAAAUAUAAUUUCUAACAUUAAAUAUACAAAGUAAUCAAAUGUGUUUGUUUGCAUUUUAAACUGAGAACAGGAUGAAUUUAAUAAUAUAUAUUUCUCGUUCGUUUAUGAAUAACUUCAAUAAUCAUAGCGUCCUGUUGGGUCUCUUAUGCUGAAACCAAGAGGCCGUUUUUACUUGCACGGUGCACAUUCACUUUUAAUGUAUAUAAGUUAAAUUUCAAAUUACUUCACCAUGGCACCUCGCACUGAUACACAGAAUGUGUUCAUCCCGGGAUAGCUUUGAAGCUGCUGAAAGGGAUUACUAUUCAAGGUUCACACACCUUGUAUAUUUAGAUGCAAUAUCUGAUAAAAUACGGGAAUUAGUGUGUAUGAUAAUGUGUACCCAGAAAAGAAACAAAUGCAUUUAUGAACUGCUUGGCGAAGAGAGCAAGAACAAGCGCAAAAUCCCAUUAGCUAAAAAAGAAAAAAAUCUGAGACCGUUGUACCUGAAUGUACACUUUGCUUUUAGAGUACUAAGUUAUGUGGUAAUCAAUAACUCUUUCAUUGAACUCAUUCAUUUUUUUUCUUCGAUUUUCAGAAGGUAACUUGCCUAGCAGGGUAUACUCGGCUUCUAUUACUCCUAUCUGUAAUGUACAUUACAAAAAAUUCUUGUCCAUAUUCGCGUAUAGACAGUUAAGAGGCUCUUUAUUAAUUAUGUAUAUAUAUUUUUGUCGCAUUUCUGUAUAUUCUGGACACAUAAGAGGCCUUUUGUAGAACUGAUUUUAUCAUGUGUAUGUUUAGUCAAAGUGAUGUCAGAAUUCUUAGAUUAAUGAGAAGCGGGAGGGGUGGGGGAUCGCUAUCCAAAAAGGGGUAUGAUGUAGAUAAUACAUGUCCACUUCAUCAUUUUCUAUAUAAGGAUUUAAUGGGACGGGGUAAACUAUAAUUUACCACCCCCCCAUGGAUUUUUGCCGGUUUUCGAUUGAUGUGAUUCUGAUUCACAUUAUAAUUAUGUGCAGGGGGGGGGGUCAGUUUUACUCCACAAUAUAGUUGUCAAAUUACUCAAAUUAGCUUGUUCGUAAUUAUUCAACUACUUUGAUAUGUAUAUUGAAUUGUUAUAUUUCAUAAUCAAUCUAAAGUGUAAUUUUAAUAAUAAUUUUGAGACGCGAAAUUCAAUUUUGCUGUUAUUGUAGAAACAAACGAAAUGGAAUCGAAGUGAAAUGAAAUGAAAUUGAUUUAGGUUUAAUCUUGUGUAUGGUAGUUAUCCCAAUACUGAUUUUCAUUGUCAUGAUUUGUUGUCGCGACUGAUAACUGUAUAACAAUGACUGACAUAAU
Messenger RNA from Lytechinus variegatus (green sea urchin), 1838 nucleotides. RefSeq lists its product as uncharacterized. The record is from RefSeq and is a predicted model, not a curated record. Lineage: Eukaryota; Metazoa; Echinodermata; Echinoidea; Temnopleuroida; Toxopneustidae. Bases 26 to 370 code for a protein of 114 amino acids. The transcript has 4 exons.